AUGGAUGUCCGCAUCAGUGUUCCUUUCUGUAGUUGGGAAAGUAUAAUAGCUGCUACUGAGUUCUUCAAAGUUAAAGAAGCUGGUACAGGAUCCGAGCUAUUAAUGGCUCUAGUUACUUUAUCCAUGAAUAAAGAGCCUCAACCUAUGAUCCCGAAGAAUACUUGUUGGUUUAUUCUCUCUGUGUUGUUUUUCCUAUGUUUCUCUAUAAACAUCCAUCUUUCUCAAGGAGCUGACAGCGUUACAGCAAAUCAGCCUCUCUCUGGCAGCCAGACAAUUGUCUCAUCUGGUAACAUCUUCGAACUAGGAUUCUUCACACCAGGUACUUCUUCCAGUUAUUAUAUUGGAAUUUGGUACAAAAAUGUUACUCCAAUGACCAUAGUUUGGGUAGCAAAUAGGGAGACACCCAUUUCAGACAUGAAUUCUGCAGAAUUUAAGAUUUUAGAUGGGAAUUUGAUGCUUAUGGACGAGUCCCAGGUUUCAAUUUGGUCCACAAAUGUAAACUUGACAACCUCAAAUUCUUUAGUGGCGACUCUAGGUGAUAAUGGAAAUUUAGUUUUGAGAGAUGAGUCAGAACCUAGGACAAGUGAAGGAUUUUGGCAAAGUUUUGAUAAUCCAACAGAUACGUUGUUGCCUGGUAGCAGCCUUGCCUAUGAUAAACGUACAAGAACAAAGAAAGUUCUCACUUCUUGGAAAAACUCUGAGGAUCCUGCACCAGGGCUUUUCUCUUUUGAAUUAGAUCCAAAUGGGAGUCAGGUUAUUAUAAGAUGGAAUAGGACUGAAUGGUACUGGACUAGUGGAGCAUGGAAUGGGCUCUUUUUCAGUUUAAUCCCUGAGAUGAGGCUGAACAAUAUGUAUAAUCAUAGUUAUGUUGACAACGUUAAUGCGAGUUACUACACAUAUUCUCUUUAUAAUCCUUCCAUUAAAUCUCGAUACGUGAUGGAUGUUUCCAGUGGUAUUGGUGUUCCUUUCUGCAGUUGGGAAAGUAUAAUAGCUGCUACCGAGAACUUCUCAGAUGUAAAUAAACUUGGACGCGGGGGAUUUGGUCCUGUUUACAAGGGAAUGUUUCAUGGAGGGCAAGAAAUUGCAGUGAAAAGGUUGUCGAGCUGUUCUUCACAAGGCAUUAAUGAGUUUCAAAAUGAAAUUGUAUUGAUUGCAAAGCUUCAACACCGAAACCUCGUUCGCCUUUUGGGCUACUGCAUGAAGGAGAAUGAAAAGAUCUUACUCUAUGAAUACAUGGCAAACAAAAGUUUGGAUGCCUUUAUAUUUGAUAAAAAGCUAUGCAUGUUAUUGGACGGGAAGAAGCGGUUUGACAUCAUCUUGGGGAUAGCAAGAGGGGUUCUUUAUCUUCAUCAAGAUUCAAGGUUGAGGAUCAUUCAUAGAGAUUUGAAAACAAGCAACAUUCUGUUAGACGAAGAGAUGAACCCCAAAAUUUCAGACUUUGGUUUGGCAAGAAUUGUUGAGGGAAAACGAAUAGAAGCAAGCACCAACAAAGUCAUAGGAACCUAUGGUUAUAUGUCUCCAGAGUAUGCAUCAGAUGGACUAUUUUCAAUAAAAUCAGAUGUAUUUAGUUUUGGAGUUGUUGUUCUCGAAAUAAUCACUGGAAAGAGAAACACAGGAUUUUACCAAUCUACAGAAGACUUGAAUCUCUUGGGUUAUGUAUGGAGAUUGUGGAGUGAAAACAAGGCAUUGGAUAUAGUCGACCCAAUACUGCUUGAAUCUUGUAAGAAAUCUGAAGUUAUCAAGUGCAUAAAUGUUGGGCUGUUGUGUGUCGAAGAAGACCCCAAUAAUCGCCCCACCAUGUUGAAUGUAGUUUUCAUGCUUAGUGGAGAAAUUGCAGUUCUUCCAAUUCCAAAUCAACCAGCUUUUGUAAUGAGAAAACGCUCAUCCUCUAAUCAACCGGGUUUGUUCUCCAACAAUGGGUUGACGGUAUCUAUUCCACAAGGGCGUUAAUGAACUUUUUCUUAUUUCCUUCCACUCGUUUUAUGCUCAACAAGAAUCUCCACAAACUUGUUUUAUUAGCAAAAAGUCCAGAUAUGCAAGUUUCCUCUCAUAUCUAGUUGUUUGUGUUGGAAUUUUAGGGUGACCCGAAUUCUUUUGUUGAAAUGAUUGUAAAAUUCUAAUUGAAGUGCAUAUCAAAAGAAAUUUUAGUUGGAA
Messenger RNA from Olea europaea var. sylvestris, 2154 nucleotides. Its product is annotated as G-type lectin S-receptor-like serine/threonine-protein kinase At4g03230. Gene Ontology annotation, molecular function: ATP binding; protein kinase activity. The transcript has 8 exons. Gene Ontology annotation, biological process: protein phosphorylation; recognition of pollen. The record is from RefSeq and is a predicted model, not a curated record. The coding region runs from base 1 to 1950 and encodes 649 amino acids. NCBI's taxonomy places the organism in Eukaryota, Viridiplantae, Streptophyta, Magnoliopsida, Lamiales, Oleaceae.